AUGCUUGCCCGGCAAUCUUUGGGCGCAUCACCCGAAAUCCGUCGAGACACCUCUGAAUUCAACCCGCUCAAUCCCGUCAUUCGCCAUGUGUCCAUGGAAUCUCAUCAUAAAGUCAAGAGUGGUCGCGGGCGCACGGUAAAGCACAUUAAGCUCUCUAAGCCCAUCAGGGUCAAUCGCAAGGGAGAGAGGAUAAAAGAGAUCUCGGCGCCGCUGCAGCGUAAAUACCUGGGCGAGGAUUCGGAGGUGCUCAUUCUGCGAGACAUCACGCCCAUACGGAAGGAAGUGGAGCGAGAUGAUGAUGUCGACGAAUCUUCGGCCACGGCCGCCGCCACGGGCGAGGAGGACCCCGCGACGAAGCGGCGGAGGGAGAUACGAGAGGCGCUCGAGGCGUCGAUAGCGGGCAAGCAGGCCGUGGCCGGGCAGGAAGAGGCCAACGAGCAGAUCAACAAGCUGCGCCCGGUGUCGGCCGAGGGCCCGCAGUACCCGGCCUUCAUCUCGCGCAAGGACUUGAAGGCGCUGCGCACGGCGCUGAAGGACGGCUACGCCGUGGCCCAGCUGCGCCGCUACGCGGACGUGCAGGAGAGCCUGGACCAGCUGCAGCAGCUGAAGCGCGAAGAGCGCGCCGAGCUGGGCGUGCUGUGGGAGUCGGCGUGGCAGGAAGGCACCUCGCCCAUCGAGCAGAGGUUGUCCGAGGCCGAUAGGCCGGAUGUGCCGGUGGCUGCGCUGCCUAAGAUGAAGGUGGUGGACCGGAUUAUAAGAGGGUUGUGGGGCGUGGGUGUCAUUGAGGAGAGCGACGCGUUGGGCGAGAUUGAGAUCAAGCUUGAGCCGUGGCAAUUUGAUCUUUUGACCCUCGCAAAGCAGAGCGAGAAUUUCACCAUCCUCGACAAUAUCGGAUAUCAACGAAAAGUCCGGAUUGAGUCGUAUCGUCCCGAGAACAUUCUUCGGUUCACCGCGGAGAGAGAGACCGCCGAGGCAGCUGUCACCGAUAUCGAGCGCCUGCUGAGACGAUUUUUGAUCAGGAAGUUGGACUUGCAGGACUUCGAGUCGCUUCGUCAAAAGCGCGGCUUGGAGACACUGAGGGAUUUCUUCUCUCAGAAGGAUUUGGAGUUCACUGCGAGAUUGAGCAACACCGUCAUAGACAGCUCAUCCGAGUCCGCGAUCAUGAUCUACGCCAUGGAUACUAGCACUUUCGAGUUGGCACGACGAAUCCUGAUCAACAUAAUAAAUCCUCCUUCUGGCGCCGAAACCAGCAUUAUGGCAGAUGCUGAAGGAGAGGGCUUCUUGCAGACCAGCGGCGCUGACAGUUCAUUACACUACCGGGAUAGAGAGAAAAACUACGCACGCUGGACCUUUCCAGUCAAAAGAGAGGAGCCUACGCGCGAGACGAGUCAAGCUUUGGAUGAAGAGCCGGCAUCCGAAAUACUGGAGGAUUCCACGAAUACUCCGACGGAGGCACAACCUGACCACACUCCUGGUGACAGAACACAAGAAGUUGGCAGCGCUAACAGUCGAUCGCAACCUGCUCAGAAAGUCAUCGAUUUCUUCACCUCACGAUAUGGCCGUUCGAGUGAUGCCUCAAGGGAGCCUCGUGGCGCAACCCGAAAGGAAUCUCUUUGGUCGCCUUUUCCGCUGAUUGAGUACUAUGCCACUUUUGGCAAUAUCCUUCACAAGCCUCCUCCAACCAGCGAUCCGCUGUCGCCAAUCUCCUUUCAAAACAUAGUCGAGCACGAAGGUGGUCCCAAGCGAAUCUUCCUCCAUACCCUUCCUGGAUUCAGUCCGUUUCUACAACAUAUCACGUCCAAAGCAAGUCUCUCCCGCCAUUCGAACGACUUGUUACUGCCUGAUGCUCUCCUUUUCCGUUUCAUACCAUCUCCGUGGGACCUCGAAGAUCCAUCAUCGCUGGAGGAUUUCCCGGAGAUGGGAUUGCGGAUUGAAGUUAACUCACUAUCAGGCAAAGCACGCUUCCAAGGAUUGGGCAUGACGCUUCGAGAGCGAAACAUGGACGUGCUGAUGCCUGGAAAGCCGGUUGAUGUCCGUUUCACCCAGCGUGAAGUUCUUUGGACGGAUCGGAUCCUGGAUCGUUCUGAAGAAAUUCGGGAUUACCUCACUCGUAUCACCACCAAUGUCGACGGUGGUGGAGCCAUCCGAGCUCCUCCGACGCUAACAAUACGAAUUCCUGCUUGGGCUGUGAAGAACUCGGACAAGUACAAACAUCUACCGUUCGAGUUCACGAAGCUCGGAAAAGAGUACAUCAAGGAGUUCAUCUACACCGGCGUCGAGCACAGGCAGAUGUCCAGAUACGAGCUUCCAAACGGCCAGCACCGCGUGUCUUACACGUCUGUCGAAGGCGGCAGGGUGGGUGGGCGUCGCGGCGAAUUGCGUCUACGGCUUAGGGGAGCUGCCAAGACUACGGAGCAGUUGAAAGCACAGGUGCCGGGACUGGUCGAAGAGGCGUUCAACAUGGCGUCUACGAUCGAGGAUGCCGUGCACCACAGGUUGCAGCCAUCUGAUCCGAACGUCAAGAGUUAUAUGUAUCAUCGAAACUACAAGAGGCUCUCGCGUGAGGGAACGUUGGAGGAUCCGCUGCCGCCCACUUACAGGGACCCUGAUGAUGAGGGUGGCAAGAAUGUGGAGAAGGCGGCGUCGGAGGGUGGCGAGACUGAGCAGGCCACUGCCCAGGCAAAGGAAGAAGCUAAUAACGCGCGCGUCGUGGAUGAUGAUGCGCCGUUGCAGCCAGGUGCGAAUUGA
This is a messenger RNA of Lasiodiplodia theobromae, 2748 nucleotides long. RefSeq names its product Respiratory complex assembly protein rmp1. Gene Ontology annotation, cellular component: mitochondrial inner membrane. The transcript is spliced from 4 exons. Bases 1 to 2748 code for a protein of 915 amino acids. NCBI's taxonomy places the organism in Eukaryota, Fungi, Ascomycota, Dothideomycetes, Botryosphaeriales, Botryosphaeriaceae. The record is from RefSeq and is a predicted model, not a curated record.